UUUUACCUAGCUAUAUAUCUGAUAUUUUACCUAGUUAUAUAUCUGAUAUUUAACCCAUCUCAAUAUCUGAUAGUUUACUUAGUUACAUAUUUGAUAUUUUACCUAGCUAUAUAUCUGAUAUUUUACCUAGUUAAAUAUCUGAUAUCUUACCGUGUUAUAUAUCUGAUAUUUUACCUAGUUAUAUAUCUGAUAUUUUACCUAGUUAUAUAUCUGAUAUUUUACCUAGUUAUAUGUCUGAUAUUUUACCUUGUUAUAUGUCUGAUAUUUUACCUUGUUAUAUAUCUGAUAUUUUACCUAGUUAUAUAUCUGAUAUCUUACCUAGUUAUAUAUCUGAUAUUUUAUCUAGUUAUAUGUCCGAUAUUUUACCUAGUUAUAUGUCUGAUAUUUUACCUUGUUAUAUAUCUGAUAUUUUACCUAGUUAUAUGUCUGAUAUUUUAUCUAGUUAUAUAUCUGAUAUCUUACCUUGUUAUAUAUGUGAUAUUUUACCUAGUUAUAUAUCUGAUAUUUUAUCUAGUUAUAUAUCUGAUAUUUUAUCUAGUUAUAUGUCCGAUAUUUUACCUAGUUAUAUGUCUGAUAUUUUACCUUGUUAUAUAUCUGAUAUCUUACCAGCUAUAUAUCUGA
Messenger RNA from Lottia gigantea (owl limpet), 621 nucleotides. RefSeq lists its product as hypothetical. The record is from RefSeq and is a predicted model, not a curated record. The transcript has a single exon. Gene Ontology annotation, cellular component: membrane. Lineage: Eukaryota; Metazoa; Mollusca; Gastropoda; Lottiidae. The annotation marks the transcript as partial.